AUGGAUCCUGAGUCUAGCCUGGCCUGCAAGGGAAAUCCGGAGAUUUACCAGGAGCUCAAAGAUCGCCGGACCUCUUCAGGUGUCUCUUUGGCGCGGUGUAUAAAGACAGGCAUAGACAACCGGGGACAUCCGGUUCUGAAAUCAAUUGGCGCGGUUGCUGGUGAUGCAGAAUGCUACCAGGUCUUCGCGCCGCUCUUCGACAAAUUGAUUGCAGGUCGUCAUGGGAAGGUGCCCGUUGCUCACGCAAAGUGCCCUGGGCGCCGAACUCUCACUGCAGAGUCGGCGGAGCCUUUAGAGGGCUAUGUGAUCUCUUGCAAAGUUGCGGCUUCCAGGAAUCUGGAUGGGAUCCCAUUCCCACCAGCCGCUACAAGGGAUCAGCGACAGGAGGUCGAACACAUUAUCACGGGAGCAGCGCUGCAGAUGGAAGGUGCUUUGAAGGGCACCUACUUUCCCCUGGCGGGCUCGUCCUCCUAUCCAUCCAAGCCAGAUGGAAUGACUUUGGAGGAGGAGAAGAUGCUUGCCGACGACUACCUGCUCUUUCACAACCCAGAUGCGCCAGCCGUGCUAAGCACCGGAUCUGGAAGGCACUGGCCACACGGACGAGGCGUUUUUGUGAAUGAGCGCAAGAGCCUCACCUUGUGGAUUAACGAGGAGGAGCACCUGAAAGCUACUUCUCAGAGGCAGGGUGGCGAUGUCCAGGCGGCCUUUCGGGAGCUCUCAGCCGUGCUGGCGCAUGUUUCCGGCAGCCUUGCCGACCGUGUGAGCUUUGCUCGGAGUGAUCGUUUGGGCUAUCUCACGUCCAACCCUGCGAACAUUGGCACCGCGCUCCGGGUGCCUUGCCCAGCUGGAUCUUGCCUGAAUGCUGAAGAAAAAAAACAUGUUUUCAUAGCAUUUAUGAAUGGGUGGUGA
Messenger RNA from Symbiodinium pilosum, 909 nucleotides. The record is from the annotation of a GenBank genome assembly. NCBI's taxonomy places the organism in Eukaryota, Dinophyceae, Suessiales, Symbiodiniaceae.